Molecule: messenger RNA, 1245 nt
Organism: Vicia faba (fava bean)
Lineage: Eukaryota; Viridiplantae; Streptophyta; Magnoliopsida; Fabales; Fabaceae
Source: the annotation of a GenBank genome assembly
AUGUCUUCUGUCAAGCAAAACCAACAACAACCUUCAUGCCACACUCUCUUCUCUCUCCGCGGCUCACUCCUAACUCUCGCAAUCCUCACCCUUCUCUCAUUCACAUAUCUUUCCCUCAAAUACACCACCCCUUCAUCUCAGGUGUCAUCAUCAGUUGGGAAGCUUGUAGAUGCAGGAAGAGACGAGAAACUAGAAGAUGAUGAUGGUGAUGAAUUUGGAGAUGUCUAUCACUUACCACGCGUUUUCAAGUUGAAUUUUGCGGAAAUGGAGAAGAGGUUCAAGGUUUACAUAUACCCAGAUGGGGAUUCUAAGACUUUUUAUCAGACUCCGAGGAAGCUUACGGGGAAGUAUGCUAGUGAGGGUUAUUUCUUUCAGAAUAUUAGGGAGAGUCGUUUUCGCACUCUUGAUCCCGAACAGGCUCAUCUCUUUUUUAUUCCUAUUUCAUGUCACAAGAUGCGUGGCAAGGGCACGACUUAUGAGAAUAUGACCAUAAUUGUACAAAAUUACGUGGAGAGCUUGAUAUCCAAGUAUCCUUAUUGGAACCGAACAUUGGGUGCCGAUCAUUUCUUUGUCACUUGUCAUGAUGUUGGUGUGAGGGCAACAGAAGGACUACCAUUACUUGUGAAGAAUUCCAUUCGAGCAGUGUGCUCCCCCAGCUAUGAUGUUGGAUUCAUUCCACACAAAGAUGUUGCGCUCCCUCAAGUGCUACAGCCAUUUGCUCUUCCAGCCGGAGGGAAUGAUGUAGAAAAUAGGACUAGUCUUGGAUUUUGGGCUGGUCAUCGUAACUCUAAAAUUAGAGUUAUUCUAGCGCGUGUAUGGGAAAAUGACACAGAACUUGACAUUUCAAAUAACCGAAUUAGUAGGGCUACUGGGCAUCUAGUGUACCAGAAAAGAUUUUACAGGAGUAAGUUUUGUAUAUGCCCUGGUGGAUCACAGGUUAACAGUGCUCGAAUAGCAGACUCUAUCCAUUAUGGAUGCAUACCUGUGAUAUUAUCAAAUUACUACGACCUUCCUUUUAAUGAUAUUCUGGACUGGAGAAAAUUUGCUGUUGUACUCAAGGAAAAUGAUGUAUAUCAGCUUAAACAAAUCCUCAAAAAAAUAUCACAAGCCGAGUUUGUUGUACUUCAUAAUAAUUUAGUCAAGAUUCAGAAACACUUCCAGUGGAAUUCACCUCCAGUGAGAUAUGAUGCUUUCCACAUGGUUAUGUAUGACCUCUGGUUACGCCAUCACACCAUCCAAUACUGA